This is a messenger RNA of Colletotrichum truncatum, 237 nucleotides long. Lineage: Eukaryota; Fungi; Ascomycota; Sordariomycetes; Glomerellales; Glomerellaceae. The record is from RefSeq and is a predicted model, not a curated record.
AUGGCUCCGGCGCCGAUGGCAGGCCUAGUUGCCGUGUCACCGGCCGCUUUAGCUAGAAGCGACCCCGCACUGUGCACCUCGCAGCGGUCAGGUCUAGCGGUGUUAUUCGCCGUCCAGGCCCCGGCAGAGUGGUCCCGCCGCGCUCUACAGUGCGAAACCAGAGUUUUCUCCGACGGGCUGAAAUUUUCCUUCUCAGCGGCGACGCCUUCAGUCUCUUACAACAUCUUCACCGACUGA